Cannabis sativa is the source of this 1575-nucleotide messenger RNA. RefSeq names its product zinc finger protein ZAT9. The transcript has a single exon. The coding region runs from base 183 to 1190 and encodes 335 amino acids. The record is from RefSeq and is a predicted model, not a curated record. Gene Ontology annotation, biological process: regulation of DNA-templated transcription. Lineage: Eukaryota; Viridiplantae; Streptophyta; Magnoliopsida; Rosales; Cannabaceae.
GUUGUGUGUGUCUUUUGGUAGAAGAAUGCUUGUCACCUACUCCUUUUAAGUUCCCAAUCUCCCAAAGCUCAAACCUUUAUUACAAUUUUAGUGAGAGAGAAAAAGAAAGCUAAAGAAGAAGAGAGAGAAAUUCUGAGAAGUUACUUGCUUCCUCUGCUCUCUUCUUCUUCUGUAAGUGAGCAAUGGAGAGACACAGAUGCAAGCUCUGUCAUCGAAGCUUUGCAAAUGGCAGAGCUUUAGGUGGUCAUAUGAAAGCUCACCUAGCCACACUUCCUCUUCCUCCCAAAAACCCAGAACCAGCUUCAUCUUCUUCAUCUGAUCCUGAUGCAGAUGACAACAAGUCUUUAGCUUUGGCUUAUGGGUUAAGAGAGAAUCCCAAGAAAAGUUUCCGUCUUGCAGAUCCCGAGUUCUCUUUCCCCGCCGCCGAUAAUGGCUCCGUCGUCAUUCAAGACAGGGAAAGCGAAACAGAGUCAAGAAACCCAACUCGACGGCGAUCCAAACGGAAUCGUCGACCCAAUGCCUUGAAAAGAAUACCCAGUUGGGUUGUUGUUGAUUCAGUACCGUUAACUGAGACGGAACCGGUGAGUUCGGUUUCAGAUACUUCGCCGGAGGAAGAUGUUGCUAUGUGCUUAAUGAUGCUUUCUAGGGAUGUUUGGGAACAAGAAGAACAGGUAAUAAAGACUGUAACUUUAAAAAAAUCAAUGACUGAUGAUGAAGAAGAUGAAGUGAUUGUGAAAAGGUUGAAGAGAGUUAAUAAUAACAGUAACAAUGGUGUUGCGAAACACAAGUGUGAUAUGUGUAAGAAAGUGUUUCGAUCUCACCAAGCAAUGUGUGGUCAUAAGAAGAUUUGUUCAAUGAAUGAAAAUCAAGAAAAAGAAGGUGUUAAGGAUAAUAAAAUCUUUGAAUGUCCUUAUUGUUACAAAGUUUUUGGGUCAGGACAAGCUCUUGGUGGACACAAGAGAUCUCACCAACUCAACUCAUCAUCAUCUUCUGCAACUGCAACUACAACUACAGCAACUACUGCUAAGCCUAUCAUCAUCAUCACUAGUACUAGCACCACCACCACCACCACUACCAAUACUACUCUUACUGAUAACUCAGUAAAGCACAGACACCAUUCUGGUUUGAUAGAUCUCAACUUGCCUGCUCCAUUGGAUGAUGAUGACUUCAGUGUCUUAUCUGAUGCUUGAUUCAUCAAGAUCUGUUUACACCAAAAUCACAAAUGGGGUUCUCUUCUCUUCUCUUCUUUUCUUUUCUCUUAUAUUCUACCCAUUGUUGUCUAUAGAUCAAAUGAUCAUUGAUCAUCAUCAUUUUUUUCCUUUUUUUUUUUUGGUUUCCUGAGAUUACAGUUCUUUUCCUGUUUUUUUUUUUCUCAACUAUGAUAUGUUUUCAAGUCUCAAUUGUUUUACUUACAUUAGUAGUAUUAGUAGUAGUAGUGUUAGUAUUAGUAGUACUCACAAACAAUACAUAAUAUCUCUAUGUAUGCAGGUGAGUGAAUAGGAUGAGAUCAUUAGUAUUGAAAAAUGAAAAAUGUAAGUCUUUUCAAAUUAGUAUAUCUCAAUUCUGUGUUCUUUC